Molecule: messenger RNA, 2755 nt
Organism: Helicoverpa armigera (cotton bollworm)
Lineage: Eukaryota; Metazoa; Arthropoda; Insecta; Lepidoptera; Noctuidae
Gene: Dfd
Product: homeobox protein Hox-B4
Exons: 2
Coding region: 746-1930 (394 amino acids)
Biological process (GO): positive regulation of transcription by RNA polymerase II; anterior/posterior pattern specification
Cellular component (GO): nucleoplasm; nucleus
Molecular function (GO): DNA-binding transcription factor activity, RNA polymerase II-specific; RNA polymerase II cis-regulatory region sequence-specific DNA binding
Source: RefSeq, a predicted model, not a curated record
GUCCUUAAAGUGACAGAGUGUGCUGGCGUGUUGGGCAGUGUAUAUUGUCUCAAAAUGUUGCAGGACAGCGCGCCUCCAGCACCAUUGUUUAUUAUCAAAAAGUGAUAAAUCAAAUGACUUUGCAAUAAUGCUGUUCUAAAACUUGGCGAACAAAAUUGUGAAAUGAACUGACUGGUGUGUGAUAGUGCUCAGUGGACAAACGCUGUAGAUAGUGACGAUAGUGUUAAUAAAUGUGAUAAAUUGUAACAAUACGAGAUUUACGAAACUGGACGUUGAGUCAGGUUUGCAAUAUUUUGGACUACUUACCUAUCUUUGAACAAAGUGAAUGAAAGUCUAUGAACAUUUUAUACUUAGUAUUAAAUUUUGUAAAAUUACUGUGAAGCUUACUGACUCGUAAAGCUUCCCAGAUCUUGAAAUCUACCGUUCUAACUUUCAGUGGUUAUCUUGUUUCAUAGACUGAAUCAGAAGAUUCAGUACUUGGUGUGAAGCUAAGAGCUUUUGCAGUAUUGAAACCACAUCCUUGAGACACAGUAGCUGUACUGAAUAAAGUGUAGGCUCUACCUUUGGCUUAGCCACAGUUGAGAAAUAAGAUUAAAGCUAUAUUUUAUGUGGAUCAUUGAUGACUGUAACAUCUAAAUUAAAGGGCCAAAGGACAAUUUGUAAAAAAAUGUCGUCAAAUUGAAUGGCGGCCAUAUUAGCAGGCGUUGUGUGUGCGAGGUGAUGCGCGGAGAGGACCACGCCCACCAUGAGCUCAUUCCUCACCAACGGUGGGUACCAACCGCAGCCGGACCCCAAAUUCCCGCCCUCCGAGGAAUACAGCCAGGCAGACUACAUACCACCAGGAGAGUACUACCAGCACCAACAUUUGCAGUACGGAUACCAGCACCAAUAUGCUCCAGUUCAGAUUGGGACAGGUUAUGGGUACGGAGGGUAUUAUCAUCCGUUGCCGCAGCACCCACCUGUCGCUCCACCGCCGAGGCCCCCUGAGCCUUCUCACCCUUCUGACGCAGAUCACGGGUACCCUGCCCACAAUCCUGAUACGGCCCCAGGUUUAGCAGAACUGGGUUUAAGGCUAGAGAGGCAUAUUGAAGAAGCAGCCCCAGCAGGAAGAAAGUUACAUGCGUUAGGCCGAGAAGGGUCUCCCGGUUCUGAACUUGAUGAUGAGAGGCUACUGCUGGACUCUCCACCAGUUGAAGACGAUGAUUCCUCUAUAUGUUCAGACAACACUGACAGGGUAAUUUAUCCAUGGAUGAAGAAGAUUCAUGUUGCUGGUGCCUCAAACGGCCAAUUUCAACCUGGAAUGGAACCGAAGCGCCAACGCACAGCCUACACGAGACACCAAAUACUAGAACUUGAGAAAGAAUUCCAUUACAACAGAUACCUAACACGGAGAAGAAGAAUAGAGAUCGCCCACACUCUAGUCUUGUCCGAAAGGCAAAUCAAAAUCUGGUUCCAGAAUAGGCGGAUGAAGUGGAAGAAAGACAAUAAGUUGCCCAACACCAAAAAUGUAAGAAGAAAAACCAAUCCGGCAGGCGUCACCACAACCACGACUAAAGGUACACCAAAGAGUAGAUCGAAUAAGAAUACAAAUAACAAUGAUAAGAAGAAAUCAAACAACAAUGGUAGACCGGACAGUAUAGAAAAUGUUACUGAUAACAUAAUGAAUGAUUUGCAUUGUGUUGGAGCGCAACAGAAUUUGUCACACGACCCAGCGAUCAGUCCGAUGUCUCAUCCAGGGAGCCAGAUGAAUCCAGGGCAUCCCAUGACCCCGCAUCACCUUCAUAUGAUGAGCAUGCACGGAGGCAUGGAUCCAGCGCUGCUGGCGAACCUCGCAGCUCACGGCUCCCCCGUCGGCUCGGCAGGCUGCGGCACCGGCAUCCCAACCAACCAACCAGUCAUCAAAUCAGACUACGGUCUAACCGCCUUAUAAUCUUUAGAUGUGUAAAGAAGAAAACUCUAUUUUUCAUUAUCGAACUGUAAUUCUUACCAUUCCUUUAUGUCUAAGGUGUAAUAAAGUGAUUAAAUUAAUUUAAGAUUUAUUUUUAAGUUGUGUAAGUAUUCUAGAGUAACCAGUCAUAAUCGGAUGUUUGGAUAGUUAGGUGGAAAACUUUACAAUGUCAAAAGUGUGAUUAUUAUUAUUUUAGGGUAGGUAAACAUCUUCUGAGUGUUGAAUUUGUACAUUUUAUUUUAAGUCAUUGUCAGUAGUAACAAUAUUGUAUUUAUUAAAUGAAUAACUAACUUUUUAUACGUUGCAAGGAAAUAACAAUAUUUUUCAUCGAUGUUUGCUAAGCUGUCUACUUACUUUUUAGUUACCAUUUUAAUUAUUCAAUUAAUUUAUUUAAAUACACACUAAUCUGUUCAAAGCAGUCCAUUUGAAUAACACUUUUAUAAAAUGUAGCUUUUGUACUACACUUUAGGAUCUAUCUUUAAUUUUGGAGAUAGAAAAAAAUUUCUUUGAAUUUUCAGAGGUUGAUUUUUGUAUGCUUUGGUGAUUAGCAAAAGCUUUGAUGUAACAUAAUAUAAUAAUUAUGUUGAAUUAUUUAAUAUACUGUUCCUAAUUAAAGCUACAGGUGGGUAGAAAUACUGUGUAUGUUUAAAAAUAAUCAUUAUAAUAAAGAUGUCGUUUAUAAAGUUCACGACUUAUGUGAUGUAGACAAUGACUUAGGUUUAGGUACAAAAUGUGGAUUUAAUUUUUAACGAGAAAUUGUUUUGUAACUGAAAUAGAAAAAUGUGAAUACAAAACCAAUAAAUAUAG